Tauraco erythrolophus (red-crested turaco) is the source of this 1032-nucleotide messenger RNA. The record is from RefSeq and is a predicted model, not a curated record. NCBI's taxonomy places the organism in Eukaryota, Metazoa, Chordata, Aves, Musophagiformes, Musophagidae.
AUGAAUUUUUUCCCUGCUUCUGAGUUGACGAACAAAGGAAAAACCAUUGUCUUUGUCAUCUUCCCACUGUUCCUGCAGCAAGCGUAUUCAACUAAGGUCAACAAGUUUCCCGUCUUUAAUUUUGAUGAUGACCUCAAGUAUCAUUGUGUGAGCCCCAACACCACCAAGGCCACCCUCUAUGCUCUCAACGUAUGGAGAUACUGGUGCAUGACCAAAGGACUCAGAGAUUACAUGGACUUCACUAAGAUCCCAGCAGUGAAGCUGAAUGAACUCCUGGAAGACUUUUACAUCACCGUGAAGAAAACAAAUGGUUCCGACUUUCUAGGCACAUCCCUUCACGCUAUCCGAUGAGACCUGGACUGGAUCCUCAAGAAUGCCGGUGCUGGCUUCUCCAUCACUGGUAGCACCUUCAGCUCUUCCACCAGAAAGCUCAAGGAGAAGCUCAAGGGCUUGGGCAAGGCUGGCAUGUCUGGUGCCCGCUUUCACAACAUUGUCUACUCCCUUUCUGAUAAGGAAGAGAUGUGGAGGACUGGAUGCCCGGGAGAUGACAGCCCCGUAGCCCUGCUGUCCACGGUGGCAAAAUACAACAGCCAAUAUCUGAACAUGUGAACCUUCUUAACGUUUGGUGACAUUGAAUUGCUCGAAGACUCCCAGAACACUGCUUUUGCCAGAACAGAUAACAUGAAGCAAGAAAACAGGGUGAAGGUGAACAGAGCGUAUUAUGGCCAGAUCUACCACGAGCACUCAAAAGGGCACAGGCUCUGCCCAUACUCCCUUCUCUACAAGUACAUGUACAUACACCAGCCCCCGAGGCAGAUGGAGGCCAAGUCUCCCUUCUACCUGACAGCCCAGAAGGAGGUCAACAGCAUGGGGAACAUCUGGUACAAGGAGCAGAGGAUGGGGCUCUGCUCCCUCAGGGGUGUGGUCCCCAAGAUGGCAAAGAAAGUGAAGCUGGAGCACUGUGAAAAUUUUACUUUUGUCUCUUUCACUCAGGCUUCCAGAAAGUUUGUCCCUCUGAGCUCCUACCAGUAA